AUGAGCUCCCGUAAAAGAGCGAAACCUGGAACUUCUGGAAAUGAAGAGGAGGGCAACAGUGGCGGAUUCUUAGAUGCUUUUCGGCGUUACAUACCAAAUUUUUCAUCAGUGGAACAAGGCGAGGAAACUCGAAAUGGAACAAAUAUUCGAUCAUCAUCGGUACCUUCCACUCAAGAAUCUCCUCAGAGCUUUCAGACCCAGGAGGGUAUGGAUAUUGACCACUCUGGACCUUCCAAACGAGAGCUGGAUUUUGCAUCAGCCAAUGAUCCUCAUUCUGAUGGCGACGAUGUCAGUGAUCACGAGUUGAAUGACGAGCAUGACGAGUCUAGUUAUUCAUCCGCCAUGUCAUCCUCAGAAGACGAGGAAGAGGAUGUAGUAGAUGGUAUGACACUGAUGGAAAAGCGACGAAGAAAUAAGGAACGAAAUGCUCUGCGACAUCAAGAACUAUUCAGGGAUUAUCAGACUGCCAUGGGAAACAGCGAGGAAAAUGGCAAAGCCAAAAAGAAGGAUACGCAGUAUGAAUAUGACGAUGAUGAAAAUGAUGAGAAACCAAGAGCUAGAGGGAUGUUGAUGAAGAGGAAUUCUGGGCUAUUGACUCCUCAGUCAAAGUCGUUCUCUGGGCUGGUAAAAGAAUUGGAAGAGCAAUACCCACAUCGAGAGCCACAAAUUCGACGAUUGUUGAGUCUUUUUCAAUCUACUAUUGGUCAGGUAUCAAAACCACAACAAUCCUCUGGCUUUGUGCCCGCCCCUUUGUUUGUCAUUGGGAGCACUGGAACUGGGAAAACCUCUGUAGUUUGGGAUACCUUGGCCUUGGCACGGGCGGACUCGUCACCACCUACCUUCAGUACAGAUAGAGUUCCUCAGUCUGAGGUUGCAUUGAUCAAUUGUGCGACUCUGGAACCAGCUACCAUUGGAAGGCUGAUAGUCUCCAUAUCCCAGCAACUCCGACCGAGUUUGAAGCGUCGCCAUUCCAACCCUUCAUCGAAGAACAAGCAACGGAAGCGAAAACGAAAGCAAAACGGGGGGAAUGAUGUUGCAACUGUGGCAACUGUGGCAACUGCAUCCAGCACUAUGGAUGAAAAUGAGGAAGGGUCCUCAGAAGCUAGAAAACAACAACGGCCACUGCAUGUCACUACAACUAAUAACGACGACGACAUCGACCAAGAGAAUACCAGACGUGUCCAACCGACUCGGGCAGCGAAAGUGAUGGAUACUAACGAUUCAUUGAAGCACACAAAGACCAACCAAAUACACUCAAACGAUCCAGAAAAUGAUGAUGACGAUGCGGCAAAACCCACCGAUAGAAUCGAGAGUCCGCACUCAGCAGUUAUGGCACUUGGGAGAAGUCUGCUGCCAUAUUAUGGGACUCGAUCCAAACGUUGCGGCUUUGUGAUCCUAGACCAAAACCCAGAACGUCUACUCACCAUGUCAUCAUCGGAUGGAAGAAACGAUAAAUCGAACGUACUGGCCGAGCUCUUGUUGCUCCCACGCGUCAUGCAGCUGAACAUUUGUUUCGUUGUCGUUACCACCAAUCGAUUGCUACCGGGUUCUCGAUUAAACAACAUUGCUGGCCCUACCAAGGCUUCUGCAACACUGAUGACAGCACUACGUCCGAUGUGUGUUCAAUUUCCAGCCUACAAGGGGAACGAUUGUUUCAAAAAGAUACUGAAGGCAAAGCGCGCACAAGACACAGUAACUGGUUCCUAUACCAAAGGCUUCUCUUGCCAGAAGGAAUUCUUUGACAAAUUGGUAGAUACGUUUCUUUCCUCUCUGAUUCAAUUUUUGUCGGAUUCGACGAGAGACAUCAACGACUACUUGCGGGUUGGUCGUUCUUUAUGGCCAGUAUUCAUCCGCCCAAUUCAUCCCAAGAAUAUUCAUCAGACAAUGAAGGUAGUAGCGCCACAGACUUCGGCAGCUUCCAAUGAUGUGGACCCGAUCAUUGAAACUAGAAUACUAAAUCAUCUUGGGCAGAAGUUGCUACGUUUCACAUCGGCGUUUUCGUCAGAGGACCCAACUGGUCUUCUGCUAGAUUUGUCAAGUCACAAAAAGCUAUGUCAUCAGAAUGAACUCAAACUGACGCACUUGCAACUUUGCUUGCUACUCGCCUCAUUCAUCUGUCAAAGCAAUCGAAUAGAUCAAGAUAAAAAGUUCUUUGCUUCGGCUGGAAACGGAAAGAAGAGGAAAAACAACAAGUCGCAGCAAGGAGAAGGAGAGACUAUCGCAUUCAGCGCCUCUGCAAAUGAAGUCAAACAGUUGUUUUCACUUAGGCCUAGGCCGUUUCAAUUGGAGAGAGUCCUCUCUAUUUUUGUCACCCUUGUCCGGCUGAACCCAAAGGACGCUGGGGUCUUUGCGGAUAUGGACGAAAAGAGAAUUCAAACACUAGGGUCUACCCGCCUGGAUAUGGAUUUGAAGCAGCUGGUUGAUCUUGGAUUCUUGCACCCCGCAAGUGCUGCUGGACGACAUGCCAAUGAGAAUAUCGACCGCGCUCGAUUUUGGUGCUCACUGACUCGCUCUGAGGCAGAUCGCAUCGCCAAGCGGGCUUCAAUUCCGUUGGACAAUUACAUGCUAUAG
Cylindrotheca closterium is the source of this 2571-nucleotide messenger RNA. NCBI's taxonomy places the organism in Eukaryota, Bacillariophyta, Bacillariophyceae, Bacillariales, Bacillariaceae. The record is from the annotation of a GenBank genome assembly.